AUGGCCGUGGCUGUCGAAUCGCCACCACCCGUGCCACCGCCGCUGUGCCGCCGCAUCGCCACCGCCCUCUUCGCGCUGCUGGUGGCGGGCGGCCUCACGUGGACCUACGUGCAGGGCGCCGACCUGUGGUCGGACGGCGAGCGGCUGGUGUCGCUGGGUCUGUACGGCGCCUUCCUGCUGGCGCACGCCCUCGCGCAGAGCGGCUUCGCCUACCUGGAGUGGCGCCGGGCGGAGCGCGCCCGUGACGGGACGCCGUGGGAGCCCCGGCGGAGCGUGGCGAUAGCCAUCGCGGCCUUCCAGGAGGACCCUGGCUACCUGCGCGGGUGCCUCGUGUCCGUGCGGGACUCGUCCUACCCACGGGACAAGCUCAAGGUCGUCAUGGUGGUGGACGGCAACGGAGCCGAGGACGCGUAUAUGAUGGAGCUCUUCCGCGAGGUCUUCCGCGACGAGGCGGAGGAGGAUGCGCGCACUGUAGUGUGGCGUGGGAACUACCACACGUCGGAGCCGCGGCGCCAGCGGCCCGAGUGGUCCACCACGGCCGCGGAGGGGGCCCCCGACCGGGACGCGGAGUUGGUGGAGGCGGCGGAUCGGCGCGAGCUCGAGGAGGCGGUGCGCUCCGCGCGCUGCGUCUGCGUCAUGCAGCAGUGGGGCGGCAAGCGGGAGGCGAUGUACACGGCGUUCAGGGCGCUCGGCGCGAGCGUCGACUACGUGCAGGUGUGCGACUCGGACACGAGGCUACACUGCGACGCCACGGCGGAGCUGGCGCGGCUGCUGGACGCGGACGCGGGCGUGGGCGCCGCGGGCGGCGACGUGCGCGUUCUCAACGCCUCCGAGUCGUUUAUCAGCUUCCUGAGCGGCCUCCGCUACUGGAUGGCCUUCAACGUCGAGCGCGCCUGCCAGUCCUACUUCCACUGCGUGUCCUGCAUCAGCGGACCCCUGGGCCUCUACCGCAACACGCUGCUGCAGCAGCUCGUCGAACCGUGGUACAACCAGUCGUUCCUAGGGGCUCGUUGCACGUUCGGGGACGACCGCCACCUCACCAACCGGGUUCUCAGCAUGGGCUACGCUACGAGGUACACGAGCCGGGCGCGCUGUCACACGGAGACACCCGCCCAGUACCUCCGCUGGCUCAACCAGCAGACGCGCUGGGCCAAGUCUUACCACCGUGAGUGGCUCUACAACGUCAUGUGGUGGCACAAGCACCACAUAUGGAUGACGUACGAGUCCCUGGUGGCCGGCAUCUUCCCCUUUUUCGUCGCCGCCACGGCUCUGCGCCUUUUCUACAGCGGCAGCCUGUGGGACAUCGUGUGGGUAAUGGUCGCCAUCCAGGUGGUGGCACUCGCCCGGGCCCUCUAUGCCUCGCUGCUGCGCAGGAACCUCGUCAUGGCCUUCACCGCAUUCUACUCCGUCCUCUACGUGAGCAGCCUCGUUCCCGCCAAGCUCUUCGCCAUCCUUACCAUCGCCGAGGGAGGCUGGGGCACCUCGGGCCGCCGGAGGAUCGUCGGAAGCUACGUGCCCCUCUUGCCGCUGUCCGUGUGGGGGGCGGCACUGGCUGGGGGGCUCUGCUACACGCUGGUGCAGGAGGCGCGCUCGGCUCGGUUGGCGUCCGAGCGGGUCGUACUGGCAUACGGUGCGGUGGCGUACGCCGUUUACUGGCUCCUCAUGGUGGUGCUGUACCGGUGCCACUCGAGGCGGUGGUGCCACCGGAGGGAGCCCGAGUCUCAUGCUGUCGAGGUUUGAGGAGGAGGAUGAUGAUGAUGUCAUAAUGGGUGGCCAUGCAGCGCACCGCUGUUACAGCACACGGCCUGUGUGUGGGCCCGCCUUCUCGAAGCUCCCUGCAGAUUGCCCUCCUAAAGUUCGCAUUCUGUUGCACAAUGUGGAAUAUAUUUCCAUGGCAAUUACAUCUGGCAUAUUUUAUGAAAUCCUCGCCUCCCCUAUCUGUGACUGAUCACUUGCCGGCUCACAAGAAUAUUUUGCCCUUGAGGCUGCCACACAUGGUGCACUCGAGGAUCUGCACUUUAUUUCUUCCUUGCGUGUACUCUGGCACCAUGCCCAGCAAACUCUGUCGCCAGUGCAGUGUGCGUUUCGUGAACGGUUUGAUUCCUGUACCCAAACUAUAACUAUUCACUAUGGGGACCUCAUUUGCCAGUAAAAAUAUGAUAAUUGGUUCUUUACCCUUCUAUCUGGCAACAAA
Messenger RNA from Lethenteron reissneri (Far Eastern brook lamprey), 2194 nucleotides. Its product is annotated as hyaluronan synthase 1-like. Gene Ontology annotation, molecular function: hyaluronan synthase activity. Gene Ontology annotation, cellular component: plasma membrane. The record is from RefSeq and is a predicted model, not a curated record. NCBI's taxonomy places the organism in Eukaryota, Metazoa, Chordata, Hyperoartia, Petromyzontiformes, Petromyzontidae. Gene Ontology annotation, biological process: extracellular matrix assembly; hyaluronan biosynthetic process; polysaccharide biosynthetic process.